CAAAAUUAAGCAAAUGAAGUGCAUCUGGGCUCCUGUAACCUCUCUUCUGCCCCAUUGGAGAUAGGUAAUUACAUCAGGCAUUGCGGCUCGGGAAAUUGGGACAAUUUGAAAAGAUCCUUUCCCCUUUGACUCUUCAACGUUUAAGUCUUUUGCACCAACAGCGGCGAGUCUUGUUACGCAGAAUUAACUGAGCACUAUAACGAUGCCAUCUGCGCCAAAGUACACGAGACUGAACUUUCUGGCAUUUGCGUUUGCAUGCUUCUCCACCAUCUCGUUCGUUGUGUUUCUCACGUCAACGCAACCCUUCUUCCUCACUGAUGUCCUUGGUGUCACUGACAAGAUUGGGGAUUAUAUCGGCACCUUGGGUGUUGCGGAUGAAUUGGUCUCAAUGGCCGUGAGUCCAUUCCUGGGUGCCCUGAGUGAUAAAGUUGGGGCCAAAUACAUCUCCUCUGCCGGUGUGUUUGCCAUUGGUAUCUCUCUGAUGCUGUACACUCUGGCUAAGACUGUCUACCCAGACCUCCUCAUCUUGAGAUUGUUCUUUGCAUUCGCAGCCACCGCUGCUGCCUCCAUGAUGACUGCGAUGCUUGCCGAGCUGAGCUCUUCUGGGUUCGAUCUGAAGUCCUUGUUCCAGUGGAAGACUCCUGUCCAGAUCUUGGAGCAAGGUGGUGGUGAAGCUGAAGAAACCCCCAACCAACAUAAUGACUUUGCUGACGACCCAGCUUCGAAGAGAAACGGUAAGUUGACCUCUGUUAUUGGAAUUGCUACUGGAUUGGGUGCAGUGUUCUCAGUAGGCGUAUAUCUACCUCUGCCAGCAAAGCUGGGUAACAUUGAGCCCCCAAAACAGGCCCUGAAACACUCCUACGUGAUUGUCGGUGUCGUUGCUGUAUUCUCUUCUGCAGCACUGGCAUAUGGCCUGUUCUCGAAGAAGAAGUUCAGAGUGCCAUUGUUAUCCAAAUACCUGACCCCGUACGAUGAUGUCCUUGAGGCAUUGGAAGAGGAAGAACAGGCACUUGCCAGAGAGGAUGAGGAGAAGGGAUACUUCCAGUUGCUACAAUUGGGGUUCGCAGAGGCAAGAAACAAGAAGAUUGCUCUUGCGUACUUUGGUGGGUUCCUUGCUCGCUCCACAACGGUUGCCACGUCGGUGUUCAUCCCAUUGUACGUCAACAAGUACUACUACAAGAAGGGAAUUUGCUCUGUUGGUAACGGUGAGCACUGUAGAGAGGCUUAUAUACAGGCUGCCAUCCUAACGGGUAUCACACACACUGUGGCAUUGAUCUUGGCCCCGGUAUAUGGAUACAUCUGUGAUAAGUUUGGACGCAAGAACUCCAUGAUCCUCACCACUGUGUUCGGUAUCAUCUCAUCGUUUGGCCUUGCAUUCGCCUCUAACCCAAGAAGUGUAGCUGCAAUUGUGAUGGUCUGCUUCUUUGGAGCUGCACAGAUUGGUCACAUCAUCACUUCAAUGUCACUGUGUACUGAUGAGCACCGUGCUCAUAACGGUGCCAUUUCAGGUGUGUACAGUUUAUGCGGUGGUAUGGGUAUCCUUCUGAUCUCAAAGGUUGGAGGAUUCUCAGCUGACUACUGGAUGGGAGCACCGUUCAUCAUCCUUGCUGGUUUCAACAUCUUGCUGCUGGUUGCAACGCUGUACGUUGGUAACAAGAUUCACCUCGCGUUGAGCUUCGUCCCAGGUAUUCGUAACCACAUCUCCCUGCCUGUUGAUGAUGAGGUUGAAGAAGUCUAAAUGUACAUAAAAUAACUGCAACGAGGG
Messenger RNA from Williopsis jadinii, 1765 nucleotides. Its product is annotated as MFS general substrate transporter. The transcript has a single exon. Gene Ontology annotation, molecular function: transmembrane transporter activity. Bases 203 to 1738 code for a protein of 511 amino acids. Gene Ontology annotation, biological process: transmembrane transport. NCBI's taxonomy places the organism in Eukaryota, Fungi, Ascomycota, Saccharomycetes, Phaffomycetales, Wickerhamomycetaceae. The record is from RefSeq and is a predicted model, not a curated record.